This is a messenger RNA of Coregonus sp. 'balchen', 35807 nucleotides long. Lineage: Eukaryota; Metazoa; Chordata; Actinopteri; Salmoniformes; Salmonidae. The record is from the annotation of a GenBank genome assembly.
AUGGGCAUAUCGGCCUGCUUCUAUCACAUCUCCUCCAACAAGGCAUGCGUUGCUCAACCUCCAUCGGAUUUAGCAUCCACCCACCGGAGAGGUAAUUGACUGCCCAUUGGAUUCAUGGGACAUACCAGAGGAGAAGAUCAUACUUGUCAUAACUGACAACGGAGCGAACAUAGUCAAUGCUAUCAAACUGUUAUAGAACAGGCAAGAGAAUACAUGUGAAUGCCAAUUUUGAUACGUUCAGAAAACAAAGCUCGUAUUAUAAGGAGGAUGGGAUCCACCCAAAUAAUAUGGGUUCCUGGAUCCUUUCACUGCAUUAUAAGGCUGCAUUGAGACAAUGACUUAUCAAUGACCCAACUCCAGCUCAUUUAAUCCCUACCAUUGUGUUGCUGAGUUGUCAUAAUGAUUCAGCAAAUGUACAUCAUCCUAGGGGCGUUGGAAGACACAAUGUAAAUAACCUAAUUUAUGUCCCUCUUACUGCCCGGAAUGCCUCUGCUGAUCCUACAGCUAUUAUAUGCAGUAAUCAUAUACAGUGGGGAAAAAAAGUAUUUAGUCAGCCACCAAUUGUGCAAGUUCUCCCACUUAAAAAGAUGAGAGAGGCCUGUAAUUUUCAUCAUAGGUACACGUCAACUAUGACAGACAAAAUGAGAAAAAAAAAUCCAGAAAAUCACAUUGUAGGAUUUUUAAUGAAUUUAUUUGCAAAUUAUGGUGGAAAAUAAGUAUUUGGUCAAUAACAAAAGUUUCUCAAUACUUUGUUAUAUACCCUUUGUUGGCAAUGACACAGGUCAAACGUUUUCUGUAAGUCUUCACAAGGUUUUCACACACUGUUGCUGGUAUUUUGGCCCAUUCCUCCAUGCAGAUCUCCUCUAGAGCAGUGAUGUCCCCCCCCCCCCCCCCCCAAAAAAAAAGUAUAGGGUGAAUGCACCAAUUUGUAAGUCGCUCUGGAUAAGAGCGUCUGCUAAAUGACGUAAAUGUAAAUGUAAAUGUAAAUGUAAAUGUUUUGGAGCUGUCGCUGGGCAACACAGACUUUCAACUCCCUCCAAAGAUUUUCUAUGGGGUUGAGAUCUGGAGACUGGCUAGGCCACUCCAGGAUCUUGAAAUGCUUCUUACGAAGCCACUCCUUCGUUGCCCGGGCGGUGUGUUUGGGAUCAUUGUCAUGCUGAAAGACCCAGCCACGUUUCAUCUUCAAUGCCCUUGCUGAUGGAAGGAGGUUUUCACUCAAAAUCUCACGAUACAUGGCCCCAUUCAUUCUUUCCUUUACACGGAUCAGUCGUCAUGGUCCCUUUGCAGAAAAACAGCCCCAAAGCAUGAUGUUUCCACCCCCAUGCUUCACAGUAGGUAUGGUGUUCUUUGGAUGCAACUCAGCAUUCUUUGUCCUCCAAACACGACGAGUUGAGUUUUUACCAAAAAGUUAUAUUUUGGUUUUAUCUGACUAUAUGACAUUCUCCCAAUCCUCUUCUGGAUCAUCCAAAUGCACUCUAGCAAACUUCAGACCGGCCUGGACAUGUACUGGCUUAAGCAGGGGGACACGUCUGGCACUGCAGGAUUUGAGUCCCUGGCGGCGUAGUGUGUUACUGAUGGUAGGCUUUGUUACUUUAUUCCCAGCUCUCUGCAGGUCAUUCACUAGGUCCCCCCGUGUGGUUCUGGGAUUUUUGCUCACCGUUCUUGUGAUCAUUUUGACCCCACGGGGUGAGAUCUUGCGUGGAGCCCCAGAUCGAGGGAGAUUGUCAGUGGUCUUGUAUGUCUUCCAUUUCCUAAUAAUUGCUCCCACAGUUGAUUUCUUCAAACCAAGCUGCUUACCUAUUGCAGAUUCAGUCUUCCCAGCCUGGUGCAGGUCUACAAUUUUGUUUCUGGUGUCCUCUGACAGCUCUUUGGUCUUGGCCAUAGUGGAGUUUGGAGUGUGACUGUUUGAGGUUGUGGACAGGUGUCUUUUAAACUGAUAACAAGUUCAAACAGGUGCCAUUAAUACAGGUAUCGAGUGGAGGACAGAGGAGCCUCUUAAAGAAGAAGUUACAGGUCUGUGAGAGCCAGAAAUCUUGCUUGUUUGUAGGUGACCAAAUACUUAUUUUCCACCAUAAUUUAUUAAUAAUCCUACAAUGUGAUUUUCUGGAAAAAAAAUUCUCAAUUUUUCUGUCAUAGUUGACAUGUAACUAUGAUGAAAAUUACAGGCCUCUCAUCUUUUUAAGUGGGAGAACUUGCACAAUUGGUGGCUGACUAAAUACUUUUUUCCCCCACUGUACCUAUGAACCAGAGUAAUGCUGUUAGCACUGAGGUGGUGUGCCUAGUAGGAAGUCCACUGUGUGCAGCUCAACCUACACUAAUAAAAAUAACCCAAGUAUGUCUACCUCUGCUAAGCUUCCCAGUAAAGCAAGAAAAAUAAUCAAGCAUCCCAGAAAAGUGUUAAAAAUAGCCCACGUUAACAUAUGUAGCUUGAGAAACAAGGUUCAUGAAAUCAAUAAUUUGCUAGUAACAGAUGACAUUCAUAUUCUGCCUAUCUCUGAAACUCACUUAGAUAAUACCUUUGAUGAUACAGUGCUAGCAAUACAAGGUUAUAACAUUUACAGAAAAUAGAGAAAUGCCAACGGGGCCGGUGUUGCGGUCUAUAUUCAGAACCACAUUCCUGUAAAGCUUAGAGAGGAUCUCAUGAUAAAUUCUGUUGAAGUAAUAUGGCUACAGGUUCACCUGCCUCACCUAAAGCCCAUUCAGUGUGAAAUGUUUGAUAAUAUAUGUGAUAUCAAUAGAGAUGUAUACUUUCUGUGUGAUUUAAAUAUUGACUGGCUUUCAUCAGGCUGCCCACUCAAGAGAAAGCUUCAAACAGUAACUAGUGCCUGCAACCUGGUUCAGCUUAUAAAUCAACCUACCAGGGUAGUUACAAACAGUACAGGAAUGAAAUCAUCAACAUGUGUUGAUCAUAUCUUUACUAAUGCUACAGAAAUUUGUUUGAAAGCAGUAUCCAAAUCCAUCGGAUGUAGUGAUCACAAUGUAUUAGCCAUAUCUAGGAAAACCAAAGUUCUAAAGGCUGGGCCUAAUAUUGUGUAUAAGAGGUCAUACAAUAACUUUUGUAGUGAUUCCUAUGUUGUUGAUGUGAGUAAUAUUUGUUGGCCUGUGUUGUGUAAUGACGAGCAACCAGAUGCUGCACUUGACAUAUUUAUGAAAUAGCUUAUCCAAGUUACUAAUAAGCAUGCAUGCAUUAAGAAAAUGACUGUAAAAUCUGUUAGAUCCCUGUGGAUUGAUGAGGAAUAGAACAUUUGUAUGGUUGAGAGGGAUGAGGCAAAAGAGAUGACAAAUAGGUCUGGCUGUACAACCGAUUGGCAAAUGUACUGCAAAUUGAGAAAUCAUGUGACUAAACUGAAUAAAAAUAAGAAGAAACUACACCAUGAAACAAAGAUAAAUGACUUAAAGAAUGAUAGUCAAAAGCUUUGGAGCACCUUAAAUGAAAUUUAGUCAAAAGCAAACUCCGCUCCAUCAUUCAUUGAAUCAGAUAGCUCAUUCAUCACAAAACCCACUGAUAUUGCCAACUACUUUAAUGAUUUUUUUCAUUGGCAAGAUUAGCAAACUUAGGCAUGACAUGUCAGCAACAAACGCUGACACUACACAUCCAAGUAUAUUUGACCAAAUUAUGAAAGACAAGCAUUGUAAUUUUGAAUUCUGUAAAGUAAGUGUGGAAGAGGUGAACAAAUUAUUAUUGUCGAUCAACAAUGACAAGCCACCGGGGUCUGACAACUUGGAUGGAAAAUACUGAGGAUAAUAGGAGACGAUAUUGCCACUUCUAUUUGCCAUAUCUUCAAUUUAAGCCUACUAGAAACUGUUUGCCCUCAGGCCUGGAGGGAAGCAAAAGUUAUUCCCCUACCUAAGACUAGUAAAGCCCCCUUAACUGGCUCAAAUAACCGACCAAUCAGCCUGUUACCAACCAUUAGUAAACUCUUGGAAAAAAUGGUGUUUGACCAGAUAAAAUGCUAUUUUACAGUAAACAAAUUGACAACAGACUUUCAGCAUGCUUAUAGGGAAUGACAUUCAACAAGCACAGCACUUACACAAAUGACUGAUGAUUGGCUGAGAGAAAUUGAUGAUCAAAAUAUUGUGGGGGCUGUUUUGUUAGACUUCAGUGUGGCUUUUGACAUUAUCUAUCAUAGUCUGUUGAGUAAAGCCAGUGUGUCUAUGUAUGCAGAUGACUCAACACUAUAUACGUCAGCUACCACAGCGACUGAAAUGACAGCAACACUUAACAAAGAGCUGCAGUUAGUUUCAGAAUGGGUGGCAAGGAAUAAGUUAGUCCUAAAUAUUUCAAAAACUAAAAGCAUUGAAUUUGGGACAAAUACCUGGACUACUGUUCAGUCGUGUGGUCAGGUGCCACAAAGAGGGACUUAGGAAAAUUGCAAUUGGCUCAGAACAGGGCAGCACGGCUGGCCCUUGGAUGUACACAGAGAGCUAACAUUUAUAAUAUGCACGUCAAUCUCUCCUUGCUCAAAGUGGAGGAGAGAUUGACUUCAUCACUACUUGUAUUUGUGAGAGGUAUUGACAUGUUGAAUGCACCAAGCUGUCUGUCUGUACGACUGGCACACAGCUCAGACACCCAUGCAUACCCCACAAGACAUGCCACCAGAGGUCUCUUCACAGUCCCCAAGUCAAGAACAGACUAUGGGAGGCGUACAGUAGUACAUAGGGCCAUGACUACAUGAAACUCUAUUCCACAUCAAGUAACUCAUGCCAGCAGUAAAAUUAGAUUUUAAAAACCAGAUAAAAAUACACCUUAUGGAACAGCAGGGACUGUGAAUCAACACAAACAUAGGCACAUGCAUAAAAACACAUGAUAACAUACGCACUAUACACACAUGUACACAUGGAUUUUGUGUUAUAGAUAUGUGGUAGUAGAGCAGAGGCCAGAGGGCACCUUAAUAUGUUGUGAAAUCUGUUGUGAAUGUAUUGUAAUGUUUUUAAAAUGUAUAACUGCCUUAAUUUUGAUGGACCCCAGGAAGAGGCAGCAGCUAAUGGGGAUCCAUAAUAAAUACAAAAAAAAUGCAGUAAGGGGAAAAACUGUAUGAAACCUUCUACUCUUCAGUUAACACACACACACACACACACACACACUCCAUCCCUCACACACUCUGGUCUCCCUCUCUUUCAUAAACACAGACACACACCACUCUGUCCGAAACGUACAAACACUGCUCCCAACUUUAAAUAAAAAGCCACUCUAAAAUGUGCAGUUUUGACACAACACAAUACCACAGAUGUCCACACAAAACAUGAAACAUGACGUAAUACAGAACAUUAAUAGACAAGAACAGCUCAAGGAUAGAACUACAUACAAUUUUUAGGGGGAGGGGCGAUGUGCCGUGAGGUGUUGCUUCAUCUGAUUUUUUAGGGGAGAGGCAAUGUGCCGUGAGGUGUUGCUUUAUCUGAUUUUUUAAACCAGGUUUGCUGUUUAUUUGAGCAAUAUGAGAUGGAACGGAGUUCCAUGCAAUAAUGGCUCUAUAUAAUACUGUACGCUUUCUUGAAUUUGUUCUGGAUUUGGGGACUGUGAAAACACCCCUGGUGGAAUGUCUGGUGGGGUAAGUGUGUGUGUCAGAGCUGUGUGUAAGUUGACUAUGCAAACAAUUUGGGAUUUUCAACACAUAAAUGUUUCUUAUAAAAAGAAGUGAUGCAGUCAGUCUCUCCUCAACUCUUAGCCAAGAGAGACUGGCAUGCAUAGUAUUAAAUGCUUUGCUUUAUCUUGGCCAGGUCGCAGUUGUAAAUGAGAACCUGUUCUCAACUGGCUUACCUGGUUAAAUAAAGGUGAAAUAAAAAAAUAAAAAUAAAAAUAUCAGCCCUCUGAUUACAAUGAAGAGCAAGACGUGACACUCUGUUUUGGGCCAGCUGCAGCUUAACUAGGUCUUUCCUUGCAGCACUGGACCACACGACUGGACAAUAACCAAGAUUAGACAAAAAUAGAGCCUGCAGAACUUGCUUUUGGAGUGUGGUGUCAAAAAAGCAGAGCAUCUCUUUAUUACGGACAGACCUCUCCCCAUCUUUACAACCAUUGAAUCUAUAUGUUUUGACCAUGAUAGUUUACAAUCUAAGGUAACGCCUAGUAAUUUAGUCUCCUUAACUUGUUCAACAGCCACACCAUGCAUUUCCAGAUUCAGCUGAGGUCUAGAACUUAGGGACUGAUUUGUACCAAAUACAACGCUCUUAGUUUUAGAGAUGUUCAGGACCAGUUUAUUAGUGGCCACCCAUUCCAAAACAGACUGCAACUCUUUGUUAAGGGUUUUGUUGACUUCAUUAGCUGUGGUUGCUGAUGCGUAUGUGGUUGAAUCAUCAGCAUACGUGGAUACACAUGCUUUGUUUAAUGCCAGUGGCAGGUCAUUGGUAAAAAUAGAAAAGAGUAGAGGGCCUAGAGAGCUGCCCUGUGGUACACCACACUUUACAUAUUUGACAUUAGAGAAGCUUUUUGAGUUCUAUUAGAUAGAUAGCUCUGAAUCCACGGUAUGGCAGAGAUUGAAAAGCCAUAACACAUACGUUUUUUUCAACAACAGGUUAUGGUCAAUAAUAUCAAAGGCUGCACUGAAAUCUAACAGUAAAGCUCCCACAAUCUUCUUAUUAUCAAUUUCUUUCAACAAAUCAUCAGUCAUUUAUGUGAGUGCAGUACAUGUUGAGUGCCCUUCCCUAUAAGCAUGUUGGAAGUCUGUUGUUUAUUUGUUUACAGAGAAAAAGCAUUGUAUUUGGUCAAACACCAUUUUUUACAACAGUCUGCUAAGAGCUGGCAGCAAGCUUAUAGGUCUACUGUAAGAACCAGUAAAGGCCGCUUUACCAUUAUUGGGUAGAGGAAUUACUUUGGCUUCCCUCCAGGCCUGAGGACAAAGACUUUCCUCUAGGCUCAGAUUAAAGAUAUGACAGAUAGGAGUGGCUAUAGCGUCAGCUACCAACCUCAGUAGCUUUCCAUCUAAGUUGUCAAUGCCAGGAGGUUUGUCAUUAUUGAUCGAUAACAAUAAUUUCUCCACCUCUCCUACACUAACUUUACAAAAUUCAAGAUGAGUCAGAUGAGUCACAGCAAAAUCUUUUGUAUGAUCUCUUAUACACUAUUUUAGGCCCAGCUGUUGGAACUUUGGCUUUCCUGGAUAUAGCCACUAUAUUGUGAUCACUGCAUCCAAUGGGUACGGAUACAGCUUUAGAACAAAGUUCUACAGUAUUAGUAAAAAUGUGAUCGAUACAUGUGGAUGAUCUUGUUCCUGUAGUGUUUGUAAACACCCUGGUAGGUUGAUUAAUAACCUGAACCAGAUUACAGGCACUGGUUACAGUAAGAAACUUCCUCUUGAGUGGACAGCUUGAUGAAAACCAGUCAAUAUUCAGGUCCCCAAGAAAGUAGACCUCUCUGCUUACAUCACAUACACUAUCAAGCAUUUCACACAUAUUAUUUAAAUACUGACUGUUCGCACUUGGUGGCCUAUAGCAACACCCCAAAAGAAAAGGCUUUAGAUGUGGCAAGUGAACCUGCAACCACAACACUUCAAUAACACUUGAAGUAAGAUCUUCUCUAAGCACUACAGGGAUAUGGCUCUGAAUAUAUACAGCAACACCUCCCCCAUAAGCAUUUCUGUCUCUUCUAUGGAUGUUAUAUUCUUGUAUUGCUACUGCUGUAUCAUCAAAUAAAUUAUCUAAGUGAGUCUCAGAAAUUGCUAAUAUAUUAAUGUUAUCUGAUGUUAGCAAGUUAUUGAUUUCAUUAACCUUAUUUCUAAGGCUACAUACAGUAUAUGGAUUUGGGCUAUUUUCAGCCUUUUCCUGGGUAGCUUAUCAGAGAUAGACAUAAUACUGGAAAGAGCAAACAAAGCAAGAUAAAAAUAUAUAUAUAUAUUCAGCAGUCCAUUAAUCAAUUGGUGUGUGUGUGUGUGCUGCAGGAUUGAAGCUACAAACCCAUAGGCUUGGCUCUCUCAUCCCUUCCAGGCUUCUGGGAGGGAGGGUGGACAAUGAGCCUGUCAUAGUGGAUGUAAAGCAAUGUCCCCACGCGCUCUGGCAGCUUUCAUGGCAGGGAUAGGUUCUUUCCUCUUCUGGCGCACAGCUUCAGGAUAGUCCUCAUUGAAGAAGAUAUAUGUUCCUCUCAAUUUCUUGGCUCUUUCCAGAACAGCUACCUUGUCCUUGAACCUCAGGAUCUUGACACUAUCGGCCUGGGCCUGUCACCUGAUAGCUUUCAUGGCUGGGAUAGGUUCAAUAGUUUGGCAUUAGUUAGCAGCAGCUAAUGGGGAUCUGUUAUGAUGAGUUUCUUGGGUAUCAAGUAAUAUUCAACACUUAGAUGGAGAGUUCGUAGAAAUAUUUAAUAUUCGGUACCGGGUUCAUCUAGCAAAAGCCGCAUACUCUGCCUCUUGCCAUUCCGAACUACUGAACAAAGAAAAUAUCUCAGUUUAUAUACCUUCUGUUACAAGUUUCUUCAACAACAUCUGUUAACCCUCAGUGGGAACUCCCUCCUUUGAUGUUAUUACCUUGUACCCCAAGUCAGUAUAUCAUGUCCAUCAAUCAUUCUAAGAUAAACCCCAUGUAAUCUCCCUCGACAUAAUGGAAUCCUUGGUAUUCAGACUGUGCGGCGCCCAGAAUACCUCAUCUACUAAAUUUUACCUGGUUCCCACCACACUGUGAAAUGACAUCAUAACAGGAUCCAUAAUAAAUACAAAUACAAACAACAACCAGAGCUGGCCAUAGCUUUGAACGGCACGGCAGAAAUGAUUCAGACACUGAUGAUUAUCCUUUUAAAUCCAAGUCACAUUAAAAUUGAUUUAUAAUUUAAACAUAACCAAACCUAUGACCUGACCCAUCACCUUAUGUAUUACUGCCCCCCAGUGGCAAGAAGUGACAUCCCCCCCAAAAAACACCACAUAAAUGGCUCCUCCCACACAUAGCUUACUUUCUAACACUAAAACUAAAACUGAAACUAAAUAAUAUAAAAACGAAAUAGAAAUGAUUUUAUAAAAAUCUAACUAAAUAAAAACUAGAAAAUCAAUUCUGAAAACAAUCUGAAAUUCAAAUAUAUAUAGAAAUAAAAACUAAUAGAAAAUCACAAAACUAUAAUAACCUUGGUUUCACGUUACUAAGAGAGCAUUCAUUUAUUUGGCUGAUAAAGAGGCAAUUUUCUCCCUCAGUGAUGGUAGCACAGUGAGGGACAGCAGCCAUUUUCUCCAGUGAGGGGAAUGAAUGAGGAGGAUGACUGGAAUGAGUGAGAUAUGUUCAAAUUAGUCUGGUGACUGCUCAGUGCGUCUCCGUAGCCGAGACGACGCCGGUGGAUUUGUGGUAUGCUUCUUUGAAUAGUUAAAUAGCGAGCGUUUCAUCCAAUAACAUUACACCACGCCGGCAUUCUUCCCAGCCCUGCUUCAGCAUCUGUUUAGACAUUUUGCCAUUGGCAAGCAGUGGUCACAUGGCAAGCAGUGGUCACAUGGCAAGCAGUGGUCACAUGGCAAGCAGUGGUCACAUGGCAAGCAGUGGUGAUAUUUUCAUAAAAUGGACUUGUUUAAAUACCCAUAAAUCAUUAAUGUAUGCAGUGAUGCCACUGUUGCCGCCUCGCCGUCUUUGAGUCCGUAAUCUUUUUUAAAAAUCAUUAUUUCUGCCGCCAAGUGCGAAAACCGUAUUCACCACGGUUAUAGACAAUCUGAUAAAUAAUAAAUCAAUAGAUAAAUAAUAAAUCAAUGGAUAAAUCACCGGGGCACAGAACGAUGCUGGAAGAGUUAAGUGAUUUCAUUUUGCACAUAGACACCCACCUGCACACCACAUACUUCAAUCCCCUUUCUAAUUAUCUUUGUUGAACCAUUUUUAUUUCACUCACUCUGGAAGAAGUGGCCAUGUUGUCUGGUCCCAGCUGUAUGUGUGGGAGAGAAUGAGAUGCAGAGAGAUGAUGAAGACUCGUCGGUUCCCGCAGAAUAAACACUAGCAGGCCCCAGAGAGGGAGAAACUACAGCACCGGAGUUUUACGGUUUAUUGAAAAAGGGAAUAUCGACUUCCGUCCUCACUCACCCAUCAAUCUGGUUACAAUGAAUGACUCCAGCGUCGCACGCACGCACACACACACACAGACAGACAGACACACACACACACACACACACACACACACACACACACACACACACACACACACACACACACACACACACACACACACACACACAGACAGACAGACACACACACACACACCAAUUCUUGUAUUUAGACUUCAAUUAUUUCAAAACGAGGCCAUUGCUGCUUUUAUCAUCAUGCAGUGAAUGUUUCUCAAGCUCGUCUCCUUUCACUGAGAGGUGCUCCAAUGUGACCUACAUUCACUGAGGAGGUCUGCAUGUUUUACAGGAGCCCGCGGUUCAUGGCGGAAUGCUUUGUGUACAUUAUACAUGAGCACAACUGUAGUUACAACGGCAAUUGGGUAAAGGACACACUCUUUGUGUGGAGUGUUCCUUCCAACCCUUGUUGAAUUAUUCUGCCUGUUUAACCAUGUGUAUGGCACCUGCUCUAGCUGCGCCUCAUGCCCAGUCGUUUUGCCUCUCCCAGUCCACUCCUUUGUCUCCCAGUCCACUCCUCUGUCUCCCAGCCCACUCUGUCUCCCAGUCCACUCCUCUGUCUCCCAGCCCACUCCUUUGUCUCCCAGCCCACUCCUCUGUCUCCCAGCCCACUCCUCUGUCUCCCAGCCCACUCCUCUGUCUCCCAGCCCACUCCUCUGUCUCCCAGUCCACUCUGUCUCCCAGUCCACUCCUCUGUCUCCCAGCCCACUCCUCUGUCUCCCAGUCCACUCCUUUGUCUCCCAGCCCACUCUGUCUCCCAGCCCACUCCUUUGUCUCCCAGCCCACACUGUCUCCCAGUCCACUCCUUUGUCUCCCAGCCCACUCCUUUGUCUCCCAGCCCACUCCUCUGUCUCCCAGCCCACUCCUCUGUCUCCCAGUCCACUCCUUUGUCUCCCAGCCCACUCUGUCUCCCAGUCCACUCCUCUGUCUCCCAGCCCACUCCUCUGUCUCCCAGCCCACUCCUCUGUCUCCCAGCCCACUCCUCUGUCUCCCAGCCCACUCCUUUGUCUCCCAGCCCACUCUGUCUCCCAGUCCACUCCUUUGUCUCCCAGCCCACUCCUCUGUCUCCCAGUCCACUCCUUUGUCUCCCAGCCCACUCCUUUGUCUCCAGCCCACUCUGUCUCCCAGUCCACUCCUCUGUCUCCCAGCCCACUCCCCUGUCUCCCAGCCCACUCUGUCUCCCAGUCCACUCCUCUGUCUCCCAGUCCACUCCUCUGUCUCCCAGCCCACUCCUUUGUCUCCCAGCCCACUCUGUCUCCCAGCCCACUCCUCUGUCUCCCAGCCCACUCCUUUGUCUCCCAGCCCACUCCUCUGUCUCCCAGCCCACUCCUCUGUCUCCCAGCCCACUCCUCUGUCUCCCAGCCCACUCCUCUGUCUCCCAGCCCACUCUGUCUCCCAGCCCACUCCUUUGUCUCCCAGCCCACUCUGUCUCCCAGCCCACUCCUCUGUCUCCCAGCCCACUCCUCUGUCUCCCAGUCCACUCCUCUGUCUCCCAGCCCAAUCUGUCUCCCAGCCCACUCCUCUGUCUCCCAGCCCACUCCUCUGUCUCCCAGCCCACUCUGUCUCCCAGCCCACUCCUCUGUCUCCCAGCCCACUCCUCUGUCUCCCAGCCCACUCCUCUGUCUCCCAGCCCACUCCUCUGUCUCCCAGCCCACUCCUCUGUCUCCCAGUCCACUCCUCUGUCUCCCAGCCCACUCCUUUGUCUCCCAGCCCACUCUGUCUCCCAGCCCACUCCUCUGUCUCCCAGUCCACUCCUUUGUCUCCCAGCCCACUCCUCUGUCUCCCAGCCCACUCCUCUGUCUCCCAGCCCACUCUGUCUCCCAGCCCACUCCUCUGUCUCCCAGCCCACUCCUCUGUCUCCCAGCCCACUCUGUCUCCCAGUCCACUCCUCUGUCUCCCAGCCCACUCCUCUGUCUCCCAGCCCACUCUGUCUCCCAGCCCACUCCUCUGUCUCCCAGCCCACUCCUCUGUCUCCCAGUCCACUCCUCUGUCUCCCAGCCCACUCCUCUGUCUCCCAGCCCACUCCUCUGUCUCCCAGUCCACUCCUCUGUCUCCCAGCCCAAUCUGUCUCCCAGCCCACUCCUCUGUCUCCCAGCCCACUCCUCUGUCUCCCAGCCCACUCCUCUGUCUCCCAGCCCACUCUGUCUCCCAGCCCACUCCUCUGUCUCCCAGCCCACUCUGUCUCCCAGCCCACUGUCUCCCAGCCCACUUUGUCUCCCAACCCACUCUGUCUUCCAGCCCACUCUGUCUCCCAGCCCACUCUGUCUCCCAGCCCACUCCUCUGUGAGUGCCCUCAUAGAACUAGAGGGGGGAAAGUAGGAGGAGGAAGAGCAGGAAGAGGAGGAGGGGAGCUCACAGGACCCCAUCACGGCUGAGCACGUUUAAAAAGCUCCACUUGAAAUAUUACAGCUUCUCACUGAAAGAAACAGGUCAAACGUUGCUCCGAAAAAUGAAAGCAGAAGAGAGACAGAGAGAGAGAGAAAAAGAGAGAGAGAGAGAGAAAGAGAGUCGGAGAGGUCUGUAAAAUUCUGUUCUCGGUAUGACACAGAAGUCAAACAACGGCAACUCUGAAGUCUCUUGAAAUGUGUCAGAGCGCCGGGCUGCCUGUGUUUUGUCUCCACAGGCAGUCUUUGAAGUGUAAUUCACCUCAGUGGAUGUGAUGGAGCCUGGUUGGGACGUGCCUCAACAGGCUGUAGGGCUGAGAAGCGAGCGCAGUUGGUGGGACACUCCAGAGUGAGUGGAGAAGAGAAGGAGAGAAGGAGAGAAGGAGACACUGUACUCUAGGUCUGGGAGGAGAGCUCUCAGGUGCCGCCAAUCCGUUAAGUGGACUACAAUGGAGCCACAGCCAUCGUGAAUAAUAGAAAUAGCAAAAGCUGCACUCUCCUCAGGAAAGGGAGGCGGUUCAAAAAUGUCCAUAGCCACCUACUGUGCUACCUUAGAUUAGCUAGCUGUCCCCUAACAGAGAAGAGAGGGUUUCCCCUUUUUCCCUGUUAGCGUUUCGCUAUUAACCCAGUCUGCUAUGAUGAUAUCGCUAAUGGCGUUUUCAAAGCAAUGUUAGAUAAAUGACUGCUUAGCAGGAUUGCCUCUGUGUAGUCAAACGCAUUUCAUCAAGUCUGUUGGACCACAGCUCGCAAUGACUCACUGUGUUUGAUGUGAGUGUUCAGAGAGAGGUCCCCUGUGACACGAAGUAAAUCUCUGAAGGCUUACUUAUACUUAUAUUUAUAUUUAUAAAAUAUAAUAUAAUAUAUUACAGUAUAUUUGUAUACUAUGUGUACACAGGCUAAUUUGUUGAUACACUACAUGACCAAAAGUAUUAUGGACAUCUGCUCAUCGAACAUCUCAUUCCAAAUUCAUGGAAAUUAAUAUGGAGUUGGUCCCCCCUUUGCUGCUAUAACAGCCUCCACUCUUCUGGGAAGGCUUUCCACUAGAUGUUGGAACAUUGCUGCGGGGACUUGCUUCCAUUUAGCCAUAAGAGCAUUAGUGAGGUCGGGCACUGAUGUUGGGCGAUAAGGCCUGGCUCGCAGUCGGCGUUCAAAUUCAUCCAAAAGGUGUUCGAUGGGGUUGAGGUCAGGGCUCUGUGCAGGUCAGUCAAGUUCUUAAACACCGAUCUCAACAAAACAUUUCUUUAUGGACCUCGCUUUGUGCACGGGGGCUUUGUCAUGCUGAAACAGGAAAGGGCACUCCCCAAACUCUUGCCACAAAGUUGGAAGCACAGAAUCGUCUAGAAUAUCAUUGUAUGCUGUAGCAUUUAGAUUUCCCUUCACUGGAGCUAAGGAGCCUGAACCAUGAAAAACAGCCCCAGACCAUAUGAAACCGCAAAUGCGAGCGGUUUCAUAUGACAGAGAUGAAAAUAUCCUUCAAAAGUGUAGAGAGAAGACCUAAAGACUCAACAACACGAUCGUGUCUUUGGCUGCUGGAAGAAACGAAAGAAAGUUGAGAAUAUGAGAGAAAUAUGAGGAAGUGUUUAAAAAAAAUUAUAUUAACAUUUCUAUGGUCAGAACAUGGUAAUACAUGCCUCAUAAAAUGACAACAAAAAAAAAACGUCCACGUUUUAAGUAAUUACAUUUAUGGUUAAAUAUACUAAACAAAAAUAUAAAUGCAACAUGCAACAAUUUUAGCGAUUUUACUGAGUUACAGUUCAUAUAUGGAAAUCAGUCACUUGAAAGGAAUUAAUUAGGCCCUAAUCUAUGGAUUUCACAUGAAUGGGCGGGGCGCAGUCAUUGAUGGGUCUGGGAGGGCAAAGGUCCAGCCACUCCAGAGCCAGGCCCACCCAAUCAGAAUGACUUUUUCCUCACAAAAAGGGCUUUAUUACAGACAGCAAUAAUCCUCAGAUUCAUCAGCUGUCCAGGUGGCUGGUCUCAGACGAUCCUGCAGCUGAAGAAGCCGGAUGUGGAGGUCCUGAUCUGCGUGGUCUGUGCUUAUGGUUUUUCUGGCAGCAGCUCUGGUGGACAUUCCUGCAGUCAGCAUGCCAAUUGCACACUCCCUCAAAACUUGAGACCUCUGUGGCAUUAUGUUGUGUGACAAAACUGCACGUUUUAGAGUGGCCUUUUAUUGUCCCCAGCACAAGGUGCACCUGUGUAAUGAUCAUGCUGUUUAAUCAGCUUUUUGAUAUGCCACACCUGUUAGAUGGAUGGAUUAUCUUGGCAAAGGAGAAAUACUCACUAACAGGGAUGUAACUAAAUUUGUUCAAAAAAAUUGAGAGAAAUAAGCUUUUUGUGCGCAUGGGAAAUUUCAGGGAUAUUUUAUUUCAGCUCAUAAAACAUGGGACCAACACUUUAAAUGUUGCGUUUUUAUAUUUUUGUUCAGUAUAAUUUCAAAAUGUUUACUGCCUCCAGUCAGAUUGCAAGGUGGGCAUUGACCCCCCCCCCCCCCCCCCCCCCCCCCCAUUUUUACCCUGCUGCUACUCUCUGUUUAUUAUCUAUACAUAGUCACUUUACCUCUGCCUACAUGUACAUAAUACCUUAAUUACCUCGACUGUACCGGUACCCCCUGUAUGUAGCCUCGUUACUGUUAUUUUAUUGUUGCUCUUUAAUUAUUAUUAUUUGUUAUUUUUCUAUUUUCUUCUUUUUUUGUUUUUAUUUUAAUUUAAUUUUAACUCAGUUUUAGAAAUACUUUCUUAACACAUGUUGUUCUUAAAAUGUCAUUGUUGGUUAAGGGCUUGUAAGUAAGCAUUUCACUGUAAUGUGACAAAUAGAAUUUGAUUUCAUUUGAUUAUUUAUAUAAAUGUAAUACAUUUAUGUUUUUCUUAACAGAAUAGCUAGAUUUUCAGUUUUCAAAUCAAUUUUAUUGGCUAUUUGGUAAAUGGCCUUGGUGCCCUGGCAGAUAGCCUUGGUGCCCUGGCAGAUGGCCUUGGUGCCUUAGCAGAUGGCCUUGGUGCCCUGGCAGAUGGCCUUGGUGCCUUAGCAGAUGGCCUUGGUGCCCUGGCAGAUGGCCUUGGUGCCUUAGCAGAUGGCCUUGGUGCCUUAGCAGAUGGCCUUGGUGCCCUGGCAGAUGGCCUUGGUGCCCUGGCAGAUGGCCUUGGUGCCCUGGCAGAUGGCCUUGGUGCCUUAGCAGAUGGCCUUGGUGCCCUGGCAGAUGGCCUUGGUGCCCUGGCAGAUGGCCUUGGUGCCCUGGCAGAUGGCCUUGGUGCCUUAGCAGAUGGCCUUGGUGCCCUGGCAGAUGGCCUUGGUGCCCUGGCAGAUGGCCUUGGUGCCCUGGCAGAUGGCCUUGGUGCCCUGGCAGAUAGCCUUGGUGCCCUGGCAGAUGGCCUUGGUGCCCUGGCAGAUGGCCUUGGUGCCCUGGCAGAUGGCCUUGGUGCCCUGGCAGAUGGCCUUGGUGCCCUGGCAGAUGGCCUUGGUGCCUUAGCAGAUGGCCUUGGUGCCCUGUCAGAUGGCCUUGGUGCCUUAGCAGAUGGCCUUGGUGCCCUGGCAGAUGGCCUUGGUGCCCUGGCAGAUGGCCUUGGUGCCCUGGCAGAUGGCCUUGGUGCCUUAGCAGAUGGCCUUGGUGCCCUGGCAGAUGGCCUUGGUGCCUUAGCAGACGGCCUUGGUGCCCUGGCAGAUGGCCUUGGUGCCCUGGCAGAUGGCCUUGGUGCCCUGGCAGAUGGCCUUGGUGCCUUAGCAGAUGGCCUUGGUGCCCUGGCAGAUGGCCUUAGAUGGCCUUGGUGCCCUGGCAGAUGGCCUUGGUGCCCUGGCAGAUGGCCUUGGUGCCUUAGCAGAUGGCCUUGGUGCCUUAGCAGAUGGCCUUGGUGCCCUGGCAGAUGGCCUCUGUUUCCUUUUUGCCCCAGCCAUAGCCAGUAGUUCAGGCCUAACUUAUAUGUAUAUAUGAUUGGACAAAGCCAUCGCUCACGUGACACCAUUCAUUCCUUUGUGAAGAUUCAAUAGCGCAUUGAAGCAAAAUAAAGUCGGUAAAGAUGAUGUCUCAUGGAGACAUAACAUGCGCAGUUUGAGGUACUCCAGGAAGUGAUGUUGCAGGCUAGCUCAGUGCUGCCUCCUCUCAUUGAGUAACUCAAGUUUAAGACCGACCGGGGUACUGCAGGCUGCCAUUAGCCUAAAGAAAAAUCCUUAUAACUUCUUCUGAACUUCUUCCAAUUUUAAAAUACAUACUGUACAUCAGGUUUAUUAGAAGCAAUUGUCUUCAAUUUUCCAAUUUUUGUUUACACUAAGAUUGACCAUGAAGAAUGCAAUUUUUCCAUUCACAUGUUUACUGCUAACAAUGUCUGCAGUGCCGCGGUCGGCCUUGAACUUCCAUGGCUUCAAUGAGAGAGGGCAGUCAUCCUCCCCUGAGCCUAGUAUAUCCUCAUCCUCCCCACAUAGGGAGAACUGACCAAUGAGAGAUGGGAAGGCAUCUGCUCCGUGGCCAAUGGAAAAGCAGGCUACUUUCUCAGUGUGAUUGGGUGAGGUGAUGCACACUGUGAGAUGUGAGAGCACUGUGGCUUGUCUUCAACCAUUACUCAACAUACUGUGCCGGGAUUUGGGUGAACUAUCCCUUUAUGCAUCAAAUAGAUUUCAUGUGUCCCUCCUCAAAAUACGAAUAACCUUAUCUCAAAGCAUUUUGUUCACAUAGGCGAAAGUCAUUUGGAGUUUGGAAAUUGGUGCCAUUAAUAAUUUGCAAUAAAUGAUUACUACUAGGGUUUAAUGGAUCGCCAAAACAUUAUCGUUGAAUGUUGAAAUUAAUAACGCACGCAUGAUGUAAAGAAUUAUGAUGAUGAUGAUGAUGUUGUCAGCAACGCAGAAGUAAUUAUAAUUUGUGUAAUAAUAAUUAAAAUGCUACUGACGCUGAUGAUGCGUCCACUUAAACGGCAGUGAUUACAUUUCUGCCCUUUAUCCAUCUCUGUGCAUUAAAGUGUGAUAUCUUUGUCUUUUUUAAUUAAAAUUCUAUGUUCCCGCUGAUAAUGUCGAGUCCAGUGAAUGGUAUCAAGAUGAUAUUCAGCAAUGUUUAAUGUAGUAUUUCAACCAGAAAACCUAUAUUGAGGCAAAGGCAGAGAGCUUAGCUGGUAUGCCAUCUGUCUGCAUAUUUAUAUCUAAGGCAAUAGGCAAGUGUGCUCCAUAUUCAUCUUUCUCCAUGCCUCAGAAAAAAACUAUGGCAUUGGUGUCAUAAUUCAGCUGUGGAGGCAUUUGAUUAGGCAAUAAAAUGGGCAACUGUUGUCUUUGACUGGCAAAUAUCAACCAAUAAGCAAUUACCACUCAUUAUAAAAUGAAAAUAGGACCUGCAAUGCCUUUCCAAAGCUAUUGUUUCAUUAUUUAAGUUAAGUGUGGAUUUGCGAAUCUCAGCCUAUGAUUGCUGUUUGUGGGUGUGUGUGUGUAUGUGUGCGUGUGUGCACAUGCAAUUGCAUGUGUGUGUGUGUGCUGAUGUGUACAUGAAAGUAUGUGUGUGUGUGUGUGUGUUUGCGCACGCAUGUGAGUGUGUGUGUAGGACAGGCAUAAACCCCAGCCCACCUGACCUUUAUGUUCCAGCAGAUCUUGUUGUAAUAGGUCAAUGAGACCUUUGCGGGAGCUGUCUUAAUGACAAGAGGCUGUUUAACAGUCUCUACACAGGGCCAGUCACUCCUGAGAACAAGGAUCUACCACUCUGCCCCUCUGCUACACUCUCUCUCUCUGUGUUCUCUACCCUGCCCUCCCUCUCUCUCUCUCUCUCUCUCUCUCUCUCUCUCUCUCUCUCUCUCUCUCUCUCUCUCUCUCUGUGCCUAUCUCUCCAUCUACUGUUUUUCUCUCCCUCUACUCUCUCUCUGCUCCCCUGCCCUCCCUCUUCUCCUAUGCCUCUCAUUUCGCCGCUCUUUUCCACCACUGCCUUUCCUUGAAACCCCUGAAAACGCCCCUGAAAAAGCCCCUGAAAAUCCCCUGAAAACGCCCCCGAAAACGCACCUGAAAACGCAGCUGAAAACGCAGCUGAAAACGCCCCUGAAAACACCCCCGGAAACGCCCCCAGAAACGUCCCUGAAAAUGCCCCUGAAAACACCCCUGAAAGUGCCCCUAAAAACACCCCUGAAAACGCCCCUGAAAACACCCCUGAAAACACCCCUGAAAACAAACGUUUUUUUUUAGAUGUGAGAAAAUCCCUAGCUGCCACCUUGUAACUUGCUAUGGCAAUGUUUAUGUUUAAUAUGUGUUUUUUGUUCAUCCAUGAUUGUAAGAAGUAUCAAUGAGUUGGACGUUGCUUUAUGUGAAAAUGUUUAUUGUUGCACAACCCAUCUGAAUAAUGCAGUACAAAAUGUUCAAAACAUCUCUGCACACACACAGUUUAGCAGAUUGAUUGUAAGACCCGAUGCAAUCGCACACCGCCAAUUGGUGAGAGGUAUAAAUAGUCUUAAAACCAACAGAAAUGAGAUGUUUAAUGAAUGUUUUUAUCUGGUGUACCUGUCAACUCAACUGUAAAACACAAUCUGUUGUCGUAGAGACAAGAUAAGUCAACAGUCAUCAUAAAACAGAGUUUCUUACUUCAUAUUUUUUCUGAGGCUAGCCUCCGAAUUGAAUAAGUGUUGCUAUGGCAACCAAAGCCUCCUUAUCCCACGUCAGUGAGGGGCGGGGAGGGAGAGGGAGAGAGAAGGAGAGAGAGAGAGAGAGAGGGGAGAGCGAGGGGAGAGAGAGAGAGCGAGAGAGAGAGAGAGGAGAGAGAGGAGAGAGAGAGAGAGAGAGAGAGCGAAGAGGAGAGAGGAGAGAGAGCAGAGAGGAUAGAGAGAGUAGAGGAGGAAGAGCGAGGCUAGAGAGAUAGGAGAGGCGAAGAGCGAGAGAGAGAGAGAGCGAGAGAAGCGAUAGCUAGUCCAGAGAUGAGCACCCUCUCAUAUCUCCCUCUCCUAGCUCUCUCUCGCUCUCUCCUCUCUCUCCUCUCUGCUCUCUAUCGUCUCUCUCCUUCUCUCUCUCUCUCUGUCUCUCUCUCUCUCUAUCUCCCUCUCUCUCUCUCUCGCUCUCUCUCUCUCUCUCUCAAUUUCAUUUAAGGGCUUUAUUGGCAUGGGAAACAUAUGUUAACAUUGCCAAAGCAAGUGAAGUAGAUCGUUGAAAAAGGUGAAAUAAACAAUAAAUAUUAACAGUAAACAUUAGACUCAGAAGUUCCAAAAGAAUAAAGACAUUUCAACAAUGUGCAAAUAGUUAAAGUACAAAUGGGAAAUAAAUAAACAUAAAUAUGGGUUAUAUUUACAAUGGUGUUUGUUCUUCACUGGUUGCCCAUUUCUUGUGGCAAUAGGUCACAUGGCACACUGUGGUGUUUCACCCAGUAGAUAAGGGAGUUUAUCAAAAUUGGGUUUGUUUUUUAAUUCUUUGUGGAUCUCUGUAAUCUGAGGGAAAUAUGUGUCUCUAAUAUGGUCAUACAUUUGGCAGGAGGUUAGGAAGUGCAGCACAGUUUCCACCUCAUUUUGUGGGCAGUUUGCACAUAGCCUGUCUUCUCUUGAGAGCCAGGUCUGCCUACGGCGGCCUUUCUCAAUAGCAAGGCUAUGCUCACUGAGUCUGUACAUAGUCAAAGCUUUCCUUAAUUGUGGGUCAGUCACAGUGGUCAGGUAUUCUGCCACGAUGUACUCUCUGUUUAGAGCAAAUAGCAUUCUAGUUUCUAGUCUAGCAUGCUCAGUUUUUUUUGUUAAUUCUUUCCAAUGUGUCAAGUAAUUAUCUUUUGUUUUCUCAUGAUUUAGUUGGGUGUAAUUGUGUUGCUGUCCUGGGGCUCUGUGGGGUCUGUUUGUGUUUGUGAACAGAGCCCCAGGACCAGCUUACUUAGGGGACUCUUCUCCAAGUUCAUCUCUUUGUAGGUGAUGCCUUUGUUAUGGAAGGUUUGGGAAUCGCUUCCUUUUAAGUGGUUAUAGAAUUUAACAACUCUUUUCUGGAUUUUGAUCAUUAGCGGGUAUCGGCCUACUUCUGCUCUGCUUGCAUUAUUUGGUGUUUUUCGUUGUACACAGAGGAUAUUUUUGCUGAAUUCUGCAUGCGGAGUCUCAAUUUGGUGUUUGUCCCAUUUUGUGAAUUCUUGGUUGGUGAGCGGACCCCAGACCUCACAACCAUAAAGGGCAAUGGGUUCUAUAACUGAUUCAAGUAUUUUUAGCCAGAUCCUAAUUGGUAUGUCAAAUGUUAUGUUCCUUUUGAUGGCAUAGAGGGCCCUUGCCUUGUCUCUCAGAUCAUUCACAGCUUUGUGGAAGUUACCUCUGGCGCUGAUGUUUAGGCUGAGGUAUGUAUAGUUUUUUGUGUGCUCUAGGGCAACGGUGUCUAGAUGAAUUUGUAUUUGUGGUCCUGGCAACUGGACCUUUUUUGGAACACCAUUAUUUUUGUCUUACUGAGAUUUACUGUCAGGGCCCAGGUCUGACAGAAUCUGUGCAGAAGAUCUAGGUGCUGCUGUAGGCCUUCCUUGGUUGGGGACAGAAGCACCAGAUCAUCAGCAAACAGUAGACAUUUUACUUGAGAUUCUAGUAGGGUGAGGCUGGGUGCUGCAGACUGUUCUAAUGCCCUUGCUAAUUUGUUGAUAUAUAUGUUGAAGAGGGUGGGGCUUAAGCUCCAUCCCUGUCUCAACCCACAGCCCUGUGGAAAGAAAUGUGUGUGUUUCUUGCCCAUUUUUACUGCACACUUGUUGUUUGUGUACAUGGAUUUUAUAAUGUUGUAUGUUUUUCCCCCAACACCACUUUCCAUCAAUUUGUAUAGCAGACCACAUGCCAAAUUGAGUCAAAAGCUUUUUUGAAAUCAACAAAGCAUGAGAAGACUUUGCCUUUGUUUUGGUUUGUUUGUUUGUCAAUUAGGGUGUUCAGGGUGAAUACAUGGUCUGUCGUACGGUAAUUUGGUAAAAAGCCAAUUUGACAUUUGCUCAGUACAUUUUUUUUCACAGAGAAAAUGUAAGAGUCUGUUGUUAAUGAUAAUGCAGAGGAUUCUCCCAAGGUUGCUGUUGACGCAUAUCCGACGGCAGUUAUUGGGGUCAAAUUUGUCUCCACUUUUGUGUAUUGGGUGGUCAGUUCUUGGUUCCAAAUAUUGGGGAAGAUGCCAGAGCUAAGGAUUAUGUUAAAGAGUUUAAGUAUAGCCAAUUGGAAUUUGUGUUCUAUAUAUUUCAUCAUUUCAUUGAGGAUACCAUCAACACCACAGGCCUUUUUGGGUUGGAGGGUUUGUAUUUUGUCCUGUAGUUCAUUCAAUGUAAUUGGAGAAUCCAGUGGGUUCUGGUAGUCUUUAAUAGUUGAUUCUAAGAUUUGCAUUUGAUCAUGUAUAUGUUUUUGCUGUUUGUUCUUUGUUCUUUGUUAUAGGGCCAAAAAGAUUGGAGAAUUGGUUUACCCAUACAUCUCCGUUAUGGAUAGAUAACUCUUUGUGUUGUUGUUUGUUUAGUGUUUUCCAAUUUUCCCAGAAGUGGUUAGAGUCUAUGGAUUCUUCAAUUACAUUGAGCUGAUAUCUGACAUGCUGUUCCUUCUUUUUCCGUAGUGUAUUGUUUUAGUGAUUCACCAUACUGACGGCGUAGGCUCAGGUUUUCUGGGUCUCUAUGUUUUUGGUUGGAUAGGGUUCUCAAUUUCUUUCUUAGGUUUUUGAAUUCUUCAUCAAACCAUUUGUAAUUGUUGUUAAUUUUCUUUGGUUUUCUGUUUGACAUUUUUAGAUUUGAUAGGGAAGCUGAGAGGUCAAAUAUACUGUUUAGGUUUUCUACUGCCAAGUUUACACCUUCACUAUUACAGUGAAACGUUUUGUACAGGAAGUUGUCUAAAAGGGAUUGAAUUUGUUGUUGCCUAAUUGUUUUUUGGUAGGUUUCCACACUAAUUUCCUUCCAUCUAUAGCAUAUCUUAAUAUUAUUCAGUUCCUUUGGCUUUGAUGCUUCAUGAUUGAGUUGCUCUGUUCAAGUAGACUGUGAUUUUGCUGUGAUCUGAUAGGGGUGUCAGUGGGCUGAAUGUGAACGCUCUGAGAGACUCUGGGUUGAGGUCAGUGAUAAAGUAGUCUACAGUACUACUGCCAAGAGAUGAGCUAUAAGUGUACCUACCAUAGGAGUCCCCUCGAAGCCUACCAUUGACUAUGUACAUACCCAGCGUGCGACAGAGCUGCAGGAGUUGUGACCCUUUUUUGUUGGUUAUGUUGUCGUAGUUGUGCCUAGGGGGGCAUAUGUGGGAGGGAAUGCUGUCACCUCCAGGUAUGUAUUUGUCCCCCUGUGUGCUGAGGGUGUCAGGUUCUUGUCCAGUUCUGACAUUUAGGUUGCCACAGACUAGUACAUGUCCCUGGGCCUGGAAAUGAUCGAUUUACCCCUCCAGGAUGGAGAAGCUGUCUUCAUUAAAGUAUGGGGAUUGUAGUGGGGGGAUAUACAGUGGGGAGAACAAGUAUUUGAUACACUGCCGAUUUUGCAGGUUUUCCUACUUACAAAGCAUGUAGAGGUCUGUAAUAGUUUUAUCAUAGAUACACUUCAACUGUGAGAGACGGAAUCUAAAACAAAAAUCCAGAAAAUCACAUUGUAUGAUUUUUAAGUAAUUAAUUUGCAUUUUAUUGCAUGACAUAAGUAUUUGAUACAUCAGAAAAGCAGAACUUAAUAUUUGGUACAGAAACCUUUGUUUGCAAUUACAGAGAUCAUACGUUUCCUGUAGGUCUUGACCAGGUUUGCACACACUGCAGCAGGGAUUUUGGCCCACUCCUCCAUACAGACCUUCUCCAGAUCCUUCAGGUUUCACGGCUGUCGCUGGGCAAUAUGGACUUUCAGCUCCCUCCAAAGAUUUUCUAUUGGGUUCAGGUCUGGAGACUGGCUAGGCCACUCCAGGACCUUGAGAUGCUUCUUACGGACACACUCCUUAGUUGCCCUGGCUGUGUGUUUCGGGUCGUUGUCAUGCUGGAAUACCCAGCAACGACCCAUCUUCAAUGCUCUUACUGAGGGAAGGAGGUUGUUGGCCAAGAUCUCGCGAUACAUGGCCCCAUCCAUCCUCCCCUCAAUACGGGAUUUUGUCCCACUCCUCUUUGCAGAUCUUCUCCAAGUCAUUAAGUUUUCGAGGCUGACGUUUGGCAACUCGAACCUUCAGCUCCCUCCACAGAUUUUCUAUGGGAUUAAGGUCUGGAGACUGGCUAGGCCACUCCAGGACCUUAAUGUGCUUCUUCUUGAGCCACUCCUUUGUUGCGUUGGCCGUGUGUUUUGGGUCAUUGUCAUGCUGGAAUACCCGUCCAUGACACAUUUUCAAUGCCCUGGCUGAGGGAAGGAGGAUCUCACCCAAGAUUUGACAGUACAUGGUGCCGUCCAUCGUCCCUUUGAUGCGGUAAAGUUGUCCUGUCCCCUUUGCAGAAAAGCAUCCCCAAAGAAUUAUGUUUCCACCUCCAUGCUUCAUGGUUGGGAUGGUGUUCUUGGGGUUGUACUCAUCCUUCUUCUUCCUCCAAACACGGCAAGUGGAGUUUAGACCAAAAAGUUCUAUUUUUGUCUCAUCAGACCACAUGACCUUCUCCCAUUCCUCCUCUGGAUCAUCCAGAUGAUCAUUGGCAAACUUCAGACGGGCCUGGACAUGCGCUGGCUUGAGCAGGGGGACCUUGCGUGCGCUGCAGGAUUUUAAUCCAUGACGACGUAGUGUGUUACUAAUGGUUUUCUUUGAGACUGUGGUCCCAGCUCUCUUCAGGUCAUUGACCAGGUCCUGCCGUGUAGUUCUGGGCUGAUCCCUCACCUUCCUCAUGAUCAUUGAUGCCCCACAAGGUGAGAUCUUGCAUGGAGCCCCAGACCGAGGGUGAUUGACCAUCAUCUUGAACUUCUUCAAUUUUUUCAAUUUUCUAAUAAUUGCACCAACAGUUGUUGCCUUCUCACCAAGCUGCUUGCCUAUUGUCCUGUAGCCCACCCCAGCCUUGUGCAGGUCUACAAUUGUAUCCUUGAUGUCCUUACACAGCUCUCUGGUCUUGGCCAUUGUAGAGAGGUUGGAGUCUGUUUGAUUGAGUGUGUGUGGACAGAUGUCGUUUAUACAGGUAACGAGUUCAAUCAGGUGCAGUUAAUACAGGUAAUGAUUGGAGAACAGGAGUGCUUCUUAAAGAAAAACUAACAGGUCUGUGAGAGCCGGAAUUCUUACUGGUUGGUAGGUGAUCAAAUACUUACAGUGUGGGAAAAAAGUAUUUAGUCAGCCACCAAUUGUGCAAGUUCUCCCACUUAAAAAGAUGAGAGAGGCCUGUAAUUUUCCUCAUAUGUACACGUCAACUAUAACAGACAAAAUUAGAAAAAAAAAUCCAGAAAAUCACAUUGUAGGAUUUUUUAUGAAUUUAUUUGCAAAUUAUGGUGGAAAAUAAGUAUUUGGUCAAUAACAAAAGUUUCUCAACACUUUGUUAUAUACCCUUUGUUGGCAAUGACACAGGUCAAACGUUUUCUGUAAGUCUUCACAAGGUUUUCACACACUGUUGCUGGUAUUUUGGCCCAUUCCUCCAUGCAGAUCUCCUCUAGAGCAGUGAUGUUUUGGGGCUGUCGCUGGGCAACACGGACUUUCAACUCCCUCCAAAGAUUUUCUAUGGGGUUGAGAUCUGGAGACUGGCUAGGCCACUCCAGGACCUUGAAAUGCUUCUUACGAAGCAACUCCUUCGUUGCCCGGGCAAUGUGUUUGGGAUCAUUGUCAUGCUGAAAGACCCAGCCACAUUUCAUCUUCAAUGCCCUUGCUGAUGGAAGGAGGUUUUCACUCAGAAUCUCACGAUACAUGGCCCCAUUCAUUCUUUCCUUUACACGGAUCAGUCGUCCUGGUCCCUUUGCAGAAAAACAGCCCCAAAGCAUGAUGUUUCCACCCCCAUGCUUCACAGUAGGUAUGGUGUUCUUUGGAUGCAACUCAGCAUUCAUUGUCCUCCAAAUACGACGAGUUUUUACCAAAAAGUUAUAUUUUGGUUUCAUCUGACCAUAUGACAUUCUCCCAAUCCUCUUCUGGAUCAUCCAAAUGCACUCUAGUAAACUUCAGACGGGCCUGGACAUGUACUGGCUUAAGCAGGGGGACACGUCUGUCACUGCAGGAUUUGAGUCCCUGGCGGCAUAGUGUGUUACUGAUGGUAGGCUUUGUUACUUUGGUCCCAGCUCUCUGCAGGUCAUUCACUAGGUCCCCCCAUGUGGUUCUGGGAUUUUUGCUCACCGUUCUUGUGAUCAUUUUGACCCCACGGGGUGAGAUCUUGCGUGGAGCCCCAGAUCGAGGGAGAUUAUCAGUGGUCUUGUAUGUCUUCCAUUUCCUAAUAAUUGCUCCCACAGUUGAUUUCUUCAAACCAAGCUGCUUACCUAUUGCAGAUUCAGUCUUCCCAGCCUGGUGCAGGUCUACAAUUUUGUUUCUGGUGUCCUUUGACAGCUCUUUGGUCUUGACCAUAGUGGAGUUUGGAGUGUGACUGUUUGAGGUUGUGGACAGGUGUCUUUUAUACUGAUAACAAGUUCAAACAGGUGCCAUUAAUACAGGUAACGAGUGGAGGACAGAGGAGCCUCUUAAAGAAGAAGUUACAGGUCUGUGAGAGCCAGAAAUCUUGCUUGUUUGUAGGUGACCAAAUACUUAUUUUCCACCAUAAUUUUCAAAAAUAAAUUCAUAAAAAUUCCUACAAUGUGAUUUUCUGGAUUCUUGUCUUUUAGAUUCUGUCUCUCACAGUUGAAGUGUACUCAUGAUAAAAAUUACAGACCUCUACAUGCUUUGUAAGUAGGAAAACCUGCAAAAUCGGCAGUGUAUCAAAUACUUGUUCUCCCCACUGUAGGUAGCAUACAGGAGGACAGUUUUCUCUGUUGAGAUAAUUUCCUUUUGAAUUUCUAGCCAAAUGUAAAAUGUUCCUGUUUUGAUUAAUUGAAUAGAGUGAGUUAGGUCUGCUCUAUAUCAAAUUAGCAUACCCCCUGAGUCCCUUCCCUGUUUCACACCUGGUAGUUUGGUGGAUGGGACUACCAGCUCUCUGUAACCUAGAGGGCAACCAGUGGAUCCAUCUCUUCUAUACCAUGUUUCUUGUAGGAUGACAAUGUCUGUAUUUCUGAUUUAUUUGGUGUAGUCCAGGUUCCUGCUCUUUAGGCCAAAGGCAGCUGACCUCAGGCCUUGGAUAUUACAGGAUGAGAUAGUGAAGUCUUUGUGCUCCAUAAUGUGUCCAAUGUUGUUAGUCAUGUGAUUUGGCCUCAGACCAGUAGGUGUGAGCAGAGCCUGCUGAGCAUCUGGUACAUGCCAUUGGCUUGGGCUAGUGUAAGAGUGAGGAUUGGGCCUGUUUGCCUGCUCACGGCCUGGGAGUAUAUGUGACUUUUAUGUUGAGGCCCUCUUUGCGGGUGUGGGGGGCAUGGGGUGGGCAGGAGGGGCAUAGGUGUGAUCUGAGGGAUCCUGAAUGGGGUGUGGGCAUGGUUGACUUGGUGAGGUGUUGAUUGGUUGGGGUGGGGGUGGGGAUGUGGCUGGUGGUGCUGUGGUCUGGAUAUAGGUCCUCUCAGCGUGGGUCCUCUAUGUGUAGGGUCGGGUGAGAGCGAUGUCUUUUAGUGUCCGGGCGAAGGUGGGCACUGCUGUCUUGUAUAGGUGGACCUGGUCGUAAAGGCUGUUCAAGUCCAGGGUGGAGUGGUGGGCCAGGUAGACAUUUGGUUUUGAGGCACAGUCACAGGAAAUACUUGUACCCAGUGUAUGGUAGCAGGGUCGAAGUAUUUUCAUGGUAGCAGGGUGGAGAUAACCACUUGUGCAUCGGGGAAAGUAGAAGAAGCUUUUUCUAUCACUCCCUUGAGUGCUGUGGCCACCCUUUCCUUCUGUGUUCUCAGGUCGUUUGUGCAUGUGUGUAUUAUUAUGUUUAGACACUGUGUGUUUGGGAAAAAGUGUAUUUUCUUGUAUGUAUUUUCCGGCUGUGAUGUCGAGGCUAUGGUCAGGGUCUAGGGUGAACUGUUCUGCUGUGGUGUCGAGACUUUGGUCAGGAUCUGAGGUGGGCUGUUCUGCUGGCUUCUCUGCGGUGGCUAACUCUCUAAUAAGUUGUUCUCUGUCACCCGUCAUCGUUCUCACCUUCUCCUCCAGCACUCUGAUUCUCUCCUCUAGUGCUCUGUUCUUCUCCUGCUCCUGCUCUUUCUCCUGUUGAUGUUGUCUCACUACAGUCCAGAGUGCAGGAAUGUCUCUCUCCACCUCCAGCUCUCCGGGUCUAAUUGAGGGGGUGUUGUUGAGCUGGACUAUUUUUUGUGAUGACUGGAGUGUGUUCACCUGCUGUUCCAGCUCCACCUGCCUUACCUCCAGCUGGGUGAAUGUAUCCUUCAUUUCAAUGAGGGAGUAGUACUCUGUGCUGGGAGGUUGACUUUCCACUUGGGGUUGCUCGUCUGUGGAGUUAUAUAAUGAAGAGGUCUGGUCUGACCCGCUCGGGGUGGGGGUAUCUUUCUCAAGGGAGAGCUUCUCCUGCUGAGCUAUUUCUUUGAUUAGGUGAAAGUCCAGCUGAAACUAUUUGGGGUUGCCCUGUACUGCUACUGUUCCAGACUUGUACAGAUUUAUAUUGGCUGACUCAGAGUUGUCUAGUAUGUCUCUCUCUCUCUCUCUCUCUCGCUCUCGCUCUCGCUCUCGCUCUAGAUCUCUAGCGCUAUAUCUCUCGUAUCCGAGAUAGCAUGAUUUCCGCGAGCUCUCAUACUAGAUCUCUCUUCUGCGGGAUCUAGCCUCUCUCUCUCUAUUCUCUCUCUCAUCAGUCCCUCCUCUCUCCUCCUCUCUCUCUCUCUCUCUUCUCUCUUCCUGUACCCACACUUUUACGCUUGCGAGCUAGCGAAGGGACAUUUGCGUGAAAUAUGUUAUCUUUUGUGCCCAGUGUGUUUGGACACCAUUUGUGACUUUCUGCACGAUCUCAGAAAAAAACUGCCCGGUUGCUUUGGAAAUGCAUCCCUCUAAUCUAUUUCACCAGAAUAAUUCAGUGCUGGUGUUGUGUGAGUAGGUUGUUGUGUGUGUCACUGUCUUUUGUUGUGAGGAUAAAGAGGGUAUGGUAGUCUUUGGGAGAAAAUGCAGUAACUAGCUUUGAGUCAGACACAAACAACAUGCAUGAUGAAAAAAACAUUAUGAAUAUAUUUUUUAUGAUGUACUGAAAAUAGCACCAGAAAAUCUUCUCUAAACGGAGAGUUGGCAGCACCACAGCAUUUCUAGCUGAAGGCAUUAUUUUGGACAUUUGUGUUCCGAAGCCCACAUCCACACUCACACUCGCACCGCAGUCAGAGAGACACACACAUACCCCAUCCUCCAGGGAAAGAGUCCCUCCAUGACAACUGACUCACCAGCAGCAUGGAAGCACCAAGGUCUGUAUUUAUAUAGCCUGACAUCAAAUACAGUACGUUCCGUUCCAUCCGCAAGGAAUUCAAUUAAAUUCCAACAAUCACCAAGUACAAAUAGAGCAGUGAUUUCUGAUGGCGGGUCCGACACCGCCAGUACAAUACAUUAGCCGAUGUCCCUCCUAUUCAUCCUGCUAGUUAGUCGUUCCUUGUGUAAUAUAUUGGUCUUAAAUAAUUUUUCCAAGUUAAUGCUGAUUGGGCCCAUGUCUCUGAGUGAGGCCGGAAGAAAGAAAAAAUGUAGAAAAAAAAGGAUAAUGAGCACUCCAGAGAUCUGUUCCUCCCUCCUCCGGAGUGCCUAAACACUAGCACUGUAUUCUGUUUCUCCGGACCUAAUUGCUACUAAUUUAAACACCCCUGUGUGUGUCUGUGUUUGUGUGUGUGUUUGUGUGUGUGUGUGUGUGUUUGUACCCUUGGAGCCAUGUGCGCCAGGCUCCCUCGCACACAGCCACUCGGCUAGAACCUGCCAGUUCCACCGAAUUGGAUCACAGUCUUUUAAAUUGGAAUCGGUGUUGAAGAAUCAAAGAGAUUGGAAGGCUGACAGGGAGCAGAAUUAAGGCCUUAAACGUAGCAUCUGUGCCGGUCCAGACCCUCCCUAUGAAAAAACAAAAAGAGGGAGGACAUAGCGUAGAGGAAGAGACAGGAGGACGAGGCGAGGGGAACGUAUACCCAUGUGCAAGAGUGAGAGAGGAGCGUGUGCCCUGUUUCACUACAAGGAACCUCCACUUAGAUUGGACUUGAACACCUGUCCUCAAGCUGUCCUCUUUGCCUGUGUGGGUCUCUCUCUCUCUCUCUCUCUCUCUCGCUCUCUCUCUCUCUCGCUCUCUUUCUCUCUCUCUCUCUCUCUCUCUCUCAAUUUCAAUUCAAUUUCAAUUUAAGGGGAUUUAUUGGCAAGGGAGACAUACAAAGCAAGUGAAAUAGAUAAUAAACAGAAGUGAAAUAAACAAUAAUAAUAAUUUUAAAAAGAACAGUAAACAUUACACUCACAAAUUUCCAAAAUAAUAAAGACAUUUCAAAUGUCAUAUUAUGUCUAUAUACAGUGUUGUAACAAUGUGAAAAUAGUUAAAGUACAAAAUGGAAAAUAAAUAUAAAUAUGGGUUGUAUUUACAAUGGUGUUUGUAAUUCGCUGGUUGCCCUUUUCUUGUGGCAACAGGUCACAAAUCUUGCUGCUGUGAUUGCACACUGUGGUAUUUCACCCAAUAGAUAUGGGAGUUAAUCAAAAUUGGAUUUGUUUUGGAAUUCUUUGUGAGUCUGUGGAAUCUGAGGAAAUAUGUGUCUCUAAUGUGGUCAUACAUUUGGCAGGAGGUUAGGAAGUGCAGCUCAGUUUCUGCCUCAUUUUGUGGGCAGUGUGUACAUAGCCUGUCUUUUCUUGAGAGCCAAGUCUGCCUACGGCGGCCUUUCUCAAUAGCAAGGCUAUGCUCACUUAGUCUGUACAUAGUCAAAGCUUUUCUUAAUUGUGGGUCAGUCACAGUGGUCAGGUAUUCUGCCACUGUGUACUCUCUGUUUAGGGCCAAAUAGCAUUCUAGUUUGCUCUGUUUUUUUGUUAAUUCUUUCCCAUGUGUCAAGUAAUUCUCUUUUUGUUUUCUCAUGAUUUGGUUGGGUCUAAUUGUGUUGUUGUUGUUGUCCUGGGGCUCUGUGGGCUCUGUUUGUGUUUGUGAACAGAUCCCCAGGACUAGCUUGCUUAGGGGACUAUUCUCCAGAUUCAUCUAUCUGUAGGUGAUGGCUUUGUUAUGGAAGGUUUGGGAAUCGCUUCCUUUUAGGUGGUUGUAGAAUUUAAUGGCUCUUUUCUGGAUUUUGAUCAUUAGUAGGUCUCAGCCUAAUUCUGCUCUACAUGCAUUAUUUGGUGUUUUAUGUUGUACACGGGGGAUAUUUUUGUAGAAUUCUGCAUGCAGAUUCUCAAUUUGGUGUUUUGUCCCAUUUUGUGAAUUCUUGGUUGGUGAGCGGACCCCAGACCUCACAACCAUAAAGGGUAAUGGGUUCUAUAAAUGAUUCAAGUAUUUUUAGCCAGAUCCUAAUUGGUAUGUCGAAUUUUAUGUUCCUUUUGAUGGCGUAGAAGGCCCUUCUUGCCUUGUCUCUCAAAUCGUUCACAGCUUUGUGGAAGUUACCUGUGGCACUGAUGUUUAGGCCGAGGUAUGUAUCGUUUUUUGUGUGCUCUAGGGCAACAGUGUCUAGAUGGAAUUUGCAUUUGUGGUCCUGGCAACUGGAACCCCAUCAUUUUUGUCUUACUGAGAUUUACUGUCAGGGCCCAGGUCUGACAGAAUCUGUGCAGAAGAUGUAGGUGCUACUGUAGGCCCUCCUUGGUUGAGGACAGAAGCACCAGAUCAUCAGCAAACAGUAGACAUUUGACUUCAGAUUCUAGUAGGGUGAGGCCGGGUGCUGCAGACUGUUCUAGUGCCCCUGCCAAUUCAUUGAUAUAUAUGUUGAAGAGGGUGGGGCUUGAGCUGCAUCCCUGUCUCACCCCACGGCCCUGUGGAUAGAAAUGUGUGUGUUUUUUGCCAAUUUCUACUGCACACUUGUUGUUUGUGUACAUGGAUUUUAUAAUGUCGUAUGUUUUUCCCCCAACACCACUUUCCAUCAAUUUGUAUAGCAGACCCUCAUGGCAAAUUGAGUCAAAAGCUUUUUUGAAAUCAACAAAGCAUGAGAAGACUUUGCCUUUGUUUUGGUCUGUUUGUUUGUCAAUUAGGGUGUGCAGGGUGAAUAUGUGGUAUGCCGUACAUCAUUUGGUAUAAAGCCAAUUUGACAUUUGCUCAGUACAUUGUUUUCACUUAGGACAUGUACGAGUCUGCUGUUAAUGAUAAUGCAGAGGAUUUUCCCAAGGUUGCUGUUGACGCAUAUUUUUACAUUUUACAUUUUAGUCAUUUAGCAGACGCUCUUAUCCAGAGCGACUUACAGUUAGUGAGUGCAUACAUGUAUUUAUUUUUUUGAUACUGAAUAUCCCACGGUAGUUAUUAGGGUCAAAUUUGUCUCCACUUUUGUGGAUUGGGGUGAUCAGUCCUUGGUUUCAAAUAUUGGGGAAGACACCAGGGGUAAGGAUGAUGUUAAAGAGUUUAAGUAUAGCCAAUUGGAAUUCAUGGUUUGUAUAUUUUAUAAUUUUAUUUAGGAUAACAUCAACACCACAUGCCUUUUUGGGUUGGAGGGUUUGUAUUUUGUCCUGUAGUUCAUUCAAUGUAAUUGGAGAAUCCAGUGGGUUCUGGUAGUCUUUAAUAGUUGAUUCUAAGAUUUGCAUUUGAUCGUGUAUAUGUUUUUGCUGGUUGUUCUUUGUUAUAGGGCCAAAAAGAUUGGAGAAGUGGUUUAUCCAUACAUCUCCGUUUUGUAUAGAUAACUCUUUGUGUGGUUGUUGUGCUCUCUCUCUCUCUCUCUCUCUCUUCCUCUCUCUGUUCUCUGUUCUCUCUCCUCUCUCUCAUUCUCCUCUCUUCCUCUCCUCUCUCUCUUUCUCUCUCUCUCCUCUCUCUUUCUCUCUCUCUCUGGUAUUUACAAGCCUUAUGGCAUACAGUGUUAGUUUUGUAUAAACACUACACUAUAUUUGUUAUUGUUUUCCUGUGUUAUACACUUGCCUUGUGGUCUUGAGUCAAUUAUUUAUUUAUGUGGGCUUCAUCUGGUAAAGGGGAAAUCAGUAGACUAUACAUACAGUAUAUGCAGUAGUGAAGCCUUGUUCUUGCUGUUGUGGCAGUAGUGAAGCCUUGUUCUUGCUGUUGUGGCAGUAGUGAAGCCUUGUUCUUGCUGUUGUGGCAGUAGUGAAGCCUUGUUCUUGCUGUUGUGGCAGUAGUGAAGCCUUGUUCUUGUUGUUGUGGCAGUAGUGAAACCUUGUUUUUGUUUUUGUGGCAGUAGUGAAGCCUUGUUCUUGCUGUUGUGGCAGUAGUGAAGCCUUGUUCUUGUUGUUGUGGCAGUAGUGAAACCUUGUUUUUGUUUUUGUGGCAGUAGUGAAGCCUUGUUCUUGCUGUUGUGGCAGUAGUGAAGCCUUGUUUUUGUUUUUGUGGCAGUAGUGAAGCCUUGUUCUUGUUGUUGUGGCAGUAGUUGAAGCCUUGUUUUUGUUUUUGUGGCAGUCAGUGGAGGCUACUCAGAGUAGCAAGAGGAGGACCAUCCUACUCAGUGAAUUUCAUAAUAAUUAUUUUUUUUAAAGAACAUUACAAAACUCCAAAUGGUUAAGGUAAGGGUUAAGGUUUGGGAUAAGCUUAAAGCCAAAAUAUAAAUAACAACUUUCUAUUGUUGGAUUUGAACUUGCAACCUUUGGAAUCAGAGGCUGAUGCCCAUCCGCCAUCCCCGUCCACAGCACCCUAGCAAACCCAAAACCUAAUUGAACGUAACAGCGCUCACUGUUGCCCAUGGUGGCUGGUUUCCACAUCAUAUCCCGACGUCCUCCUGAAUACUGACUUGUUUCACGGGUGACUGGUCACCAUAGUCAAGAACUGGCAGGAAAGUUGACUGUACAAUCUGCUUCCUGCUUUUUAGGGAGAGGAUAGAUCUAUUUCUGAAAAAGAAGCCCACUUUAAGUCUUAACUGUAUAAACUAGCUCAUCCGUAUGUUUUUUAAACAUUAAAUCUUUGUCAAUCCAAAUGCCCAGAUAUGUAUAGGCGGGAGAACCAUCCAAUGAAUAAAUACAGUAUGUAGUCCAUCCGAAAUAUUUUUGCAGGAAUUAGCAAACAACAUAUAUUUAUUCUUGCCCGCAUUAAGUACAAGUUUUAAACCAACCGGGGCUUUCUGUAAGGCAACAAAGUCAGAUUGCAGCUCUAACAUAGCCUGUCAACGGUUGGGGCAACGGCAUACAUAACAGUGUCGUCUGCAUACAGAUGAAUAUUACAAGUUUUAACAGAUAGACUGCUGGGAUUACCAGGGCCGUCUGGGGUGAGCGUACAGAUAAAUGAGAGGCCUUCUUUCUCACUUUUCUCUCUGUCACUCUGAGGUCAUUCUCCUGUCACAUCUACACUCAUCCACCCCUACGUACCCAGCCUCCCCCUUGCAUCUCCAUCUCUUCCCACAUCCCACCCUUCCUCACUAUAUCUCCUUCCUAUGUCUCCUUCCUCACUAUGUCUCCUUCCUCACUAUGUCUCCUUCCUCACUAUAUCUCCUCUCCUAUGUCUCCUCCUCACUAUCUCCUUCCUCACUUGUCUGUCCUAUGUCUCCUUCCUCACUAUCUCCUUCCUCACUAUGUCUCCUUCCUCACUAUGUCUCCUUCCUCACUAUCUCCUUCCUCACUAUGUCUCCUUCCUCACUAUGUCUCCUUCCUCACUAUCUCCUUCCUCACUAUGUCUCCUUCCUCACUAUCUCCUUCCUCACUAUCUCCUUCCUCACUAUGUCUCCUUCCUCACUAUGUCUCCUUCCUCUCCUAUCUCUCACCUGUCAUAGGUCUCCAUUGGUACAGCGUCCUCCUUGGUUUUAUGUUUAAGACAAAGCAGAGGCCAAGUUCUUCCUGUGUGUGCUAGUGUGUGUGUGGAAUUUUCUGUGUGUGUGUGUGUAUGUGUGUGUGUGUGUUUGUGUGUAUGUGUGCGUGUGUAUGUGUGUGUGUGUGUAUGUAUGUGUGCGUGUGUAUGUGUGUGUGUGUGUAUGUGUGUGUGUGUGUAUGUGUGCGUGUGUAUGUGUGUAUGUGUGCGUGUGAAUGUGUGUGUAUGUGUGUGUGUGUGUGUGUGUGUUUGUGGCUUGUUGUUACUACUGCGGCUGCUCUGUGUCUGGUUGCCUGGCGUCACCUGUCACCGUGCAGCGAGUAGAGGGUAGCACUUUGAAGCAGUGUAGCGCCACCGCCGCUCCCACCCUCACCCGAUCAAGCAAGUUUGUUUACUUGUUUAUAAGGACCAAAGGAUUGACAGCCGUCCCAUAUAGAUUGCAAAAUAGUUGGGAAGAGAUUUUUGAUGUACCGAUCCCAUGGCAUAGUGUUUAUGAACUGACACGCAAAACGACACCGGAUUCAAAAAUUUGAAUCUUUCAAUUUAAAUUAUUAUAUAAUAUUCUUGCUACCAAUAGAAUGUUAUUUAUAUGGGGGAUUCAAUCUUCCCAGCUCUGCAGAUUUUGCUGUGAAGAGACAGAAUCAUUAGAUCAUUUGUUUUGGUUCUGUCCAUUUGUAGCUUGUUUUUGGAUACAGGUCCAGGAAUGGCUAAAGGAUUGCAAUAUUUACCUGGAGCUAACCUUGCAGAUAGCAUUACUGGGUGAUCUGAAAAGUCAUAGUCAAUCGAUCAAUAAUAUAAUAAUACUUUUAGCAAAAAAAAGUAUUUUUAUUUCACAAUCUGUAGAAGCAAUGAGAAUAGAAAGGUUCAGAACUUUUGUAAAACAUCACAGUACGGUUGAAAUAUAUAUGGCAAAUAGAAAUCCUAUAUGGAUGGUGUUAAGAGAUAGAUGGGAGGUAUUGAAUAGAGUUGAAGGAUGGGACUAAUAACAAAUAACAACAAAUAAUAACAAAGAUAGCUAAUAAUGUAAGCAUACUGUGUCCAUAAUAAGUAUAUAGGUUGUAUAUUGGGAGCUUUUGGGAAAGAGCACAGUUAGAAAGAUAUGGCAUAUAGAAGCAAACCGGAUGGACAUCAUGAAAAUGAUCGGAGAGGUUGAGAGUAGAAGAAGUUCAGGAGCAAAAAAAAUAAAAAAAAUAAUAAAUAAAAUAAAUAAAAAUAUUGUAAAAUUAACUGUGUCCAUAAGGUGUAGAUAGUAAGUAUAGACCGGAAGUAGAGGCCUGGGCAUUGUUGUUCAUUCAAUAAUUUACUCCAAGUAGGGAAAGGAUGGCGGGGUUGAAAAGUAAUAAAGGGGAGUAUUAUAUAAAACAUGGGGGAUUGGAAGUGAUUGCAGACAAUUACAAUUGAUAGAAUGAUACAAUCUAUCUGCAAUAUUAAGCUGAUCCAUCCAAAAAAAAAGAAAAAAAAGUGUGUUUACUUCAUUUAAAUAUCACGCCAAAAGCCCCAAACAAACCAUCAAACACAGCUGCUAAUGUGGAUCUGACCGUAUGGUUGUGGGCUGUGAGAGCUCUCUCUCUCUCUCUCUCUCUCUCUCUCUCAGCUUCCUCUCCUCUCUCUCUCUCUCUCCUCUGCUCUCGUCUAUCUCUGCCUCUCUCAUCUCUCUCUCUAUCUCCUGUCUCUCGUCUAUCCUCUCUCCUCUCCUAUCUCUCUCUCUCUCUCUCUCUCUCUCGUUGAGGAAUAGGCCCUCAGUGAAGAGCAGAGCAGAGGACAGAAUGAUGCAGAUUCCAAGGCUCUCAGAGAACCCACCUUGCUGUCAGUCAGCUGUCUGCCUGUCUAG